Rhinopithecus roxellana (golden snub-nosed monkey) is the source of this 3255-nucleotide messenger RNA. RefSeq names its product SET domain containing 4 (gene SETD4). The transcript has 12 exons. Lineage: Eukaryota; Metazoa; Chordata; Mammalia; Primates; Cercopithecidae. The coding region runs from base 494 to 1816 and encodes 440 amino acids. Gene Ontology annotation, biological process: positive regulation of transcription by RNA polymerase II; peptidyl-lysine trimethylation; peptidyl-lysine monomethylation. The record is from RefSeq and is a predicted model, not a curated record. Gene Ontology annotation, molecular function: protein binding; histone H3K4 methyltransferase activity; histone H3K36 methyltransferase activity.
GUGAGUUACUUAGUCUUUCAUUCAUCAGCGUAAAAAGAACUGAGUUCAGGUCGCAGGUCUCCUCCAGGGCGGACAUUAUCGUGUGUGCUGUAGUAACCUCUCAUCGUGUGGAGGCGUUCACUUAGUGCGUAUUGCUCCGGCGCGCUGCGUGACGCUAAGGAGCCUGAGGUCCGCGGUCCGUUGCCCGCCUGGCUGUCCUGUGGCGGCGGGAGCGGUGUGUGUCGGACCGUAGGGCGGCCUCACGGCUAGUUUCAGGACUGUGGGGGCGGGGACGGUGCCUGUGUCUGUAGCGGUCGCCGGUGUCCUCGUGGUCCUCAGCAGGGUGCUGGUGGACAGCUCGCGCGAGGGCCCGGGAGUCUCGGAAACACUUUCUGGCGCGGUCUCUGGACUGAGCGCUGGGACCCGGACCGAACCAGCCGCGCUUGCCUCUGGAGCUGGACUAGCGGACUUUCAUUAGAAUUGUGUUUCAGAAAGAAGAAACUACAGUUUUAGCAUGCAGAAAGGAAAAGGGAGAACAAGCCGGAUCAGAAGACGAAAACUUUGCAGAAGUUCUGAACCAAGAGGAGUGAAUGAGAGCCACAAGUCUGAAUUUAUAGAGCUAAGGAAGUGGCUGAAAGCUAGGAAGUUUCAAGAUUCAAACUUAGCGCCUGCUUGUUUUCCAGGUACAGGAAGAGGGCUGAUGAGCCAAACAUCCCUGCAGGAGGGACAGAUGAUUAUUUCGUUGCCUGAGAGUUGCCUGCUCACCACGGACACAGUGAUUCAAAGCUACUUAGGGGCAUACAUUACUAAGUGGAAGCCUCCUCCGUCUCCUCUGCUGGCGCUGUGUACCUUUUUAGUUUCGGAAAAGCAUGCUGGGGACCGAUCUCUUUGGAAGCCUUACCUGGAGAUUUUACCCAAGGCCUAUACCUGCCCUGUUUGUUUGGAGCCGGAAGUGGUGAACCUUCUUCCCAAAUCUUUAAAAGCAAAGGCUGAAGAACAGAGAGCCCAUGUGCAGGAGUUCUUUGCUUCCUCCAGAGACUUUUUCUCUUCUCUGCAGCCUCUGUUUGUGGAGGCUGUUGACAGCAUCUUCAGCUACAGUGCCCUGCUGUGGGCUUGGUGCACCGUCAACACCAGAGCCGUGUACCUGAGGCCCAGGCAGCGGGAAUGCCUUUCUGCAGAGCCGGACACCUGUGCGCUUGCUCCAUACCUGGACCUGCUGAAUCAUAGCCCACAUGUCCAGGUAAAAGCAGCAUUUAAUGAAGAAACUCACUCUUAUGAAAUUAGAACGACUUCACGUUGGAGAAAGCAUGAAGAGGUAUUCAUCUGUUACGGCCCUCACGAUAAUCAGCGGCUGUUCCUGGAAUAUGGAUUUGUUUCCGUCCGUAAUCCUCAUGCUUGUGUUUAUGUCUCAAGAGAAAUACUUGUUAAAUAUCUUCCAUCAAGAGAUAAACAGAUGGACAAAAAGAUUUCUAUUCUAAAGGAUCAUGGCUAUAUAGAAAAUUUGACAUUCGGAUGGGAUGGACCAUCUUGGAGGCUACUCACAGCCCUUAAGUUGUUAUGUCUGGAAGCUGAAAAAUUUACAUGCUGGAAAAAAGUGCUUCUUGGGGAAGUAAUUUCAGAUACGAAUGAGAAGACGAGUUUGGACAUAGCCCAGAAAAUAUGCUAUUAUUUCAUAGAAGAGACUAAUGUUAUGCUUCAAAAGGUGUCUCAUAUGAAGGAUGAAAAAGAGGCCCUAAUAAACCAACUAACUUUGGUGGAAUCCUUGUGGAUGGAAGAGCUAAAGAUUCUCAGGGCAUCUGCCGAGACCCUGCACAGUUUGCAAACAGCUUUUACCUGAUUUCACCAAAGUGUGUUUGGUCACCUCCUCUGAAACAGAAGUUAAUUUGAAGAACGUCAUGGUGGGCUGGGGCGGUGGCCGCUCCCAGGACGUGCAGGAUUUCUGCAGGGGGCAGCACAGGUUCUGGGACUGUGAGGCUGUGAGUGAAGGUGGACAAGCUGUCUGGAUAGCACGUCUAUUGCUCUUCCGAAUAAAGUGCUGAACUGUGAGGAGAGAGGCGGACUGCUAGGGAGCCAGGAGCCAGCUGUGUCCGUGUGUGGUCUGUCACCACAGGGCCUGCUUCUUAUCUGACACAGCAGCUCUCAGAGUCUAGCGGUUGUGCUUUUAAGAUGCUCUGAUACCGUUGGGUUAAGGGGCAGGUUGGUGGUGGGUGGCUUUGGGCAGUGGGUGUGGGGAAGCGUGAGGUAGUCCUGGGUUCCCACCAGGGUGGCCCAGCCGCCAGCCCUUCCCUGUGUGACUGCACUGAGGUGGGCGUUGAAGAGUCCCCUAGGGGACACAGGGCUUCCAGGAGGAGGGAAUGUCCUCUAAGCAUGCUCCUGGCCUCCCAAGGCGGCGCUUGUCUAAUUAUUCACUUGGGAAGAGUGACUGGCUUAGCCAGCGGCCGUUUCUGCUUUGUUCUGGCGGCUGUCCUGGGCAGGCCUUCCAACCUGGGGAGCUGGCCCAUCCGCGGUGGGCCUGUCUGCUUGAUUCUGGGGUUCAGUGUAGGUCAGCUGAUUGCAAACCACGGCGGUGGUUUGGCCUCUGUUCUUACUCUUGAGUUUUGAUCCUGCUCAGACCCUGGGUGGGGAAAAGGGGAUGCUUCCUGCACAGCUCUCAGCUGCCUGUGGCCUCGGGACUGCCUGCGUAAGUAACACAGGGGCUGCUGGUCGUGUUCAGGCCCAUGCCAGGGACGCUGCGUAGACAGUGUUGCCCAGGGUCCUGUUUACCCUCCCAGGGUUCAUUCUUCCCAAGAACUGAAAUUCCUUUCUCACUGGAGCCCAGCGAAACCAAAUGAACGGGGCCUGCUGGCCUCAGAAGGCAGGCAGAGUUUAAAAUAAAACUUUCUCAUGAUUUCUUGAACAUCUUUCCCUGUUUGUAUAUACAGUUAGUGUUUAUGUUUCAACAGUUGCAGUAUAUUUCUUUUUUUCUAUAUUCAGUAUAAUGCAGUGUAUUUCAUCAUAUGCUGUAUGGAGAGUGGGCAGACUCUUAUGUGGAGGGCCUGGUAGUAACCAUUUGAAGCUUUCUGGACUUGUGGCCUUAGUCCCAGCAAUUCUGCAGAGCAGCUGUCGGCAGCAUAUCAACCACUUGCAAGGCUGGGCUCCCGGGAAACUAUUGACAAUGACAGGUGCUGUGCCAGAAUUUCUUUCUCCUCUUCCCUGUGAAUGCACCUAAAUAUGUUAAUUCCUUUACAUCUUUCAAAAUGGACAGCCCCUUGAACAUGAAAAACUUUGCAGACCCUA